GGCCACUGCCUUUGACAUUAUACUUCUUGGUAAGUACUCCGAUCUCUAAUAGUACCUUUUCUUUUGUUUACAGAACUCCUCGGCCUGUGAUUCUAUGGUAGGUAACAUUGAUCUUGUGAUCUUGCUUGCGAGGCACGAUCUAGCCGCAAAUUUCUCAGCGGUCAGCCGGAGCCUGGGUCCAGUGACAUUCCUCCUUUCCGAGCGUCUAACAGAAUCCAACACUGACCCAAGAAUACCUUUCGCCGCUGUUCAGCUGAUCUUGUUGACACUGACUGGCUCUAGCAGCUGCUAUGUCAUGAAAUGGCAGUAUUUUUAAUAGCACAUAAGAAGUUUGUCACCGUGAGUGACUCGGAGUGUCUUCAUCACUCUCCCGGCCACGUUCACCAUGUACGGUGGUCACUAUUCUGCCUUUAAUAUCCGGAUUAUUUUGAUUUUGACCCUUGGAAGUCUCACAUACGGCUAUGCUUUCAGUGUCAUCUCCAAUACCUUUGGACAGCCUGGUUUUCUUCAGUACUUCUGUCUCUCUGGCAAUGCCUCAUAUACAAACAAAAUCGAAGGCUCAAUAAGCGGCUUAUUCUCUGCUGGUGGCAUUCUUGGAGCCCUCACAGUUGGCUACAUGUGCGACAAGCACGGUCGUAAGAUUACUAUGAACACCGCUGCUCUGAUUUGCAUCAUUGGCGGAGCCCUUCAAGCAGGCUCAAUUAAUGUUGCCAUGCUUCUCGUAGCACGCUUCAUCACUGGAUGUGGAAUUGGAAUGAUGGUUGUUCUCAUACCUAUUUUCCAGGCAGAAAUCUCCCCUCCCUCCUCCCGUGGCCUUCUUGUCGGCCAACAUGGGGCUUGGAUCGUUUUCGGAUAUGCGAUUGCAAGCUGGGUUGGUGUUGGGACGUUCUAUUCUUCCGAUCUCAGUUUUCAGUGGCGCUUCCCUCUUGCUCUCCAAUGUGUCUUUCCCCUUGGCUUGUUCUGCUGCAGUCCAUGGGUUCCCGAAUCCCCGCGUUGGUUACUCAUGCAAGGGCGCCAUGCAGAAAGUUGGGAUAUUAUCUCUCGCCUUCAUGUCGACGGAAGUAUUGUGGACACGAACAAGGUUUCAUAUGCCCAAAAAGAAUUCCAUCAGAUGGUAAAACAAGUAGAAAUGGACUCGCAUGCAUGGAUCGCUGGAGGUGGUACCCGUCAGAUGUAUAGCAAGGCAUCGUACCGUAAAAGGAUGAUGAUUGGGUUCUUCACACAAUAUGCUGCCCAAGCCACUGGUGCAAUGGUUGUCUCAAACUACAUGGUCAAUUUGUAUAAUGACUUGGGCUUUAAUGGAGGAUUGGUCUUGAUCCUCGGCGCACUGUAUGUCACUGUUGCAACGAUGGCGAACUUCCUUGCGUCCUUCCUCAUGGAUCUCAUUGGACGAGUGCGCCUCCUCAUCAUCGGAAUGAUUGGAUGCAUGAUCACUCUUAGCCUGGAAUGCGCUAUGGAGGCCGAAUACAUGGGCACCAAUAACCGCGUAGGAAACUCUCUUGGGGUGUUCUUCAUCUUUUGCUUCAUCUUCUUCUAUGCGGGAGGCAUCGAUGCGACUUCAUAUGUGUACUGCUCUGAGAUCUUCCCCACACACAUCCGCUCGCAGGGAAUGGCGUUCUCAAUGAUCGGCACGUUCCUUUCGACUGUAGUAUUCCUUGAAGCAGGGCCAACUGCACUCUCCACCAUCAGAUGGUACUAUUACGUGAUGUUUAUCUGCUUGACUGCGGUUCAUGUCAUGAUUAUAUGGCGACAUUUCCCCGAGACGAAGGGGCUUUCGCUUGAAGAAAUCAACAUGAGGUUUGGGGAUGAAGUGGCAGUUCACUUCUCAGCAGCAGGAGAUAACUCGUCAAAAAAUUAUGAAUCAAACACCCCUGAAGAGAAGGAAGGCAUCUAACACAGAGGGUGCUUAGUGCGGCCAGGUAGUACUGGCAACUUAUGCAAAGUCUAGCGGUUCUUUCAAUCUUGACGUUGACAUAUUGGAACAACGCAAAU
Molecule: messenger RNA, 1992 nt
Organism: Suillus subalutaceus
Lineage: Eukaryota; Fungi; Basidiomycota; Agaricomycetes; Boletales; Suillaceae
Product: general substrate transporter
Exons: 6
Coding region: 386-1894 (502 amino acids)
Biological process (GO): transmembrane transport; carbohydrate transport
Cellular component (GO): membrane
Molecular function (GO): carbohydrate:proton symporter activity
Source: RefSeq, a predicted model, not a curated record